Molecule: messenger RNA, 8705 nt
Organism: Cuculus canorus (common cuckoo)
Lineage: Eukaryota; Metazoa; Chordata; Aves; Cuculiformes; Cuculidae
Gene: SGCD
Product: sarcoglycan delta
Exons: 9
Coding region: 600-1466 (288 amino acids)
Biological process (GO): cardiac muscle tissue development; heart contraction
Cellular component (GO): sarcolemma; sarcoglycan complex
Source: RefSeq, a predicted model, not a curated record
GUCCCAAAACGAAGGACCACCGGCAAAACUAAGAGAUAUGACCAGAGAAUAGGUUUGAGGACUUGCUAGUGUGCGUGCCUAUGCUAUGUGGGUGGUUGUUCCCACCUGAACCAACUCUCUCCAUCCCUCCCGGGGAGGGGACAGGGCUCAGCCCAUAGCAGGUACCUGGAUUAACGCAUGUGAGCUUGUGCUCAGCCCCUGCUGCUCACAGACCCUGCAGUGAAAUGGUGCUGAGCCAUCACAGUUUUAAUCCAAGUGCCAGGUGCUGCUUGCAGAAAAGUGGGAGGAUUUUGGAAGCUUCUGGUUGUGCACCGGGAGGCUCACGGGCAGUGUUGGCUGCAGAUACAUUACAUUCCUGGAGGGAGGCAGUUGUUCCUGCUGAGAAUCAACACCAGAAAAGCACAGACUUCCAGCAUCUUUUGCAGCUGAGGCUCUGAAAUACUGGAGGACACUGCAUCUUCUUCAGGGAUACGGACAAAGGGGAGCUGGAGCCUCUGGGGAGCUCAGAAAGGAAUUGCGAUUGGUGGUCACCUGAGGAACUUACCUUCACACCAAUGUUACUCUGAAACGAGUUGUGUCCAACAUUCAGGUUUGGUAAGAUGCCUCAGGAACAGUACGCACACCGGAGCGCCAUGCAGACCUCGGAAGGACCCCAGGUAUACAAAGUGGGGAUUUAUGGCUGGAGGAAGAGAUGCCUCUAUUUCUUUGUGCUGCUCCUAAUGAUUUUAAUCCUGGUGAACCUUGCUAUGACCAUCUGGAUUCUGAAGGUUAUGAACUUCACAAUUGAUGGAAUGGGGAACCUGAGAAUCACAGAAAAAGGUCUAAAGCUCGAAGGAGAUUCAGAAUUCUUGAAACCUCUCUACGCCAAAGAAAUCCGGUCAAGACCAGGCAACCCACUGUACUUCCAGUCUGCCCGAAAUGUGACAGUGAACAUUCUCAACGAGAAGACUAAAGUCCUUACUCGCCUUGUAACAGGUCCCCAAGCAGUGGAAGCACACAGCCAAAAAUUUGAAGUAAAAACCCUCUCUGGAAAAUUGCUCUUCUCUGCAGAUGACAAUGAAGUGGUGGUUGGAGCAGAGAGAUUGAGAGUUUUAGGAGCAGAAGGCACAGUGUUCCCUAAAUCUAUAGAAACUCCCAAUGUCAGGGCAGACCCCUUCAAGGAACUAAGACUGGAGUCGCCUACACGAGCGCUGGUGAUGGAGGCUCCAAAAGGCAUCGAGAUCAACGCUGAGGCCGGCAGCUUGAAAGCCACGUGCAGGACAGAGCUUAGGCUGGAAUCCAAAGAUGGAGAGAUAACAUUGAAUUCUGCAAAAAUCAAACUACCUAACUUGCCUCAAGGAUCUUCCUCUUCCGCAGGGUCCAGGCAAAAAAUCUACGAGCUCUGUGUGUGUCCCAAUGGGAGGUUAUUUCUGUCUCAGGCAGGCAGUAGCUCCACCUGCCAGAUAAAUACAAGCGUCUGCCUUUGAGAGACAAUUUGCAGAGGGGCAUCGCAGGCAGCACAAAAGCCAGUUCUGGUCUCACAGAUUGCAGCUGCCAACUAUUUUUACUAGAACACAGAAAGCCUAUCAAAGACUUUUUUUGUGUGUGCGCGCGCGUGUGUGUGAAUAUAUAUAUAAAUAUAUAUAUACAAAAUAUAUAUAUAUAUCCUCUGUGUAAAAUGAUGUUUCAGUACAAGGAAUCCCAGGGUGACCCUGUUACAUUUGUGUAGCAUUUCUCUUUCCCACACCAAAAUUUACUGGUCCGAUCUGCUGAAUUGGAUUUGAUGCUCCCCUGGACCCUUCUGUAUUAAUAUAGUCUAAUGAACGCCCCUCGUUUUUGAUCAUGUUCUCAGAGCAGUGGAAUUGUUGGCAGGGCAAGACCCUGGAACAUAUGUAGACCCACCAAGAUACAAAGGGAAGAGAAGCAUCUCUGAUUAUUUUUGCACCAUUAAAUCAGUGGCAUGAGAAGAAAAACCCAAACAAAACCAAAACCAACAAAAUAGACAGAUGCGCUGUACUGAUCACCUAGAGUGAUCUAAGAUACUCGAGGUUAAAUAGCACUCUGAUUUUUGCCUAAAGCUUGCUCUUUGUUGGGAGAGAUGGUUUGCACUUGGCCAGUAGAAAAGUCCAGAUCUUCUUGCUGGAAUAAUCAUGUAUUUUCCUAGAGGGCUUUGAGACUUGCCUGUGCAUGGCCAAGGAUGGCUUGUGCUAUUCAGAUGUGACACAUCAGCUCUAACCCUAGCCUAAAGUCAUCUCUGUGCCAACUAAACUGGUGUUGCAUUUAGUUCAUGGAGGAAAAAAUUGCAAAAUUCUGACUAAAUAGGAAAAUCCUGAUCCUCCUUAAUUAACAAGCAUCCUGGAUCUUCUACACACUCUCCAUUAGCACCUUUAAUUUUGAAAAGAUUUGGUGUGAAGGUGUAAAAAUUUCAGAUUUGAACAUUGUCUGUCAUUACCUAUAGAAACCUAUUCUACCCAUAAAAACAGAGAAAUUCGUACAAAUUAGAUGUGUGGUGUGGAUGCUCUGCCAGAAUUUUUGUCAUUUUUCUUUUUAGAAUAUACAGCCCAAGGUCACUUAGAUUUGGUGGAGACUGCAAAAAUCAGAGAUGCUGAUGAUGAGACUUUUUAAAGUAUUUAUAAAGAUUUUGACAAAGCCAGAUUACUGGAAAGCAAGGGCUUUGGAUGCUGGUUUGUCUAGAAUUUGAGCCCCAAAAUCUCUGUGGUUGAAUCUUCUCAUGGUUGCAUUUUUCCGUAUUUUAAAGUCUAGGAGUCACUUACAGGCAGGAUAAACCACGAAAUCUGAUCUGGUAAUGUUACUUCCACUGUUCAAGUUUUGAAAAAUAACGAGAAGAGCCCAGAUCGCUGAAUUCUGACUCAUAAUUGCAUCCACAUGCAUGUAAAAAUCCUUGAAAAAUAAAUAUACUAAUUACUGCAAAAAUAUCCAAGUUGCAGUAAAUCUCACAAGGACAGCAAGAUUUCUAAGCCACUGAGAUGCUUUUGAAAAUAUUACCUCGUGCAAACAUGACAGAUCUGCGCCCAUCCCUAGUAAUAUCUAAGCCAAGCUGGUAUUCUUCAAGUGAUCCACAAGAUAAAAUGUAGCUGACAGAAAUCUUUAGAAAUAAUUUAGUCCAUUCCUUUUUAAGAGAUUUCCAUGUAUUUUCUUGGGGUUUGGAGAGUACCAGAGUUUGAUUUAUUUAAUUUUUUUUACGUGAACACUUCUGGCUUAAUCCAAAACUGACUGGACUCAAAGGAAAGAUUUCUAUGGAGUUUAGAAUGGAUGUGUUGCUGACUAACAAAGCAGCACGCUCAUAAAAUUUAUUCCUGAGAGUGGAUUGAAUGAUCUACUUUUAUUUCAAUAAUGCUUUCCGAUUAAUUAAUGAAUUCAAAAUAUUUGUCAAUGAAUGAUUCCUGUAAUUAUUUUGUCUUGAGUCAAUGUUUGAAUGCAAAGGGUCACCCAGGAUAACAAUUGUAUUGGGACACGGGACUAUACCAUCUCUGUUCAAAGAGGGGAAUUGUGCCUAUGCCUUAAGUCAAUGCACUCAGCAAGGAGAAGCACAUCAUAUUUAUCUUGUUAUUAAAACUAGUUUAUUUGGGGGGAGGGAUAGGAGGGUGUCUUGGGAACUGGUUGUACAACUUAAAACAGAUAUUAAUGAAAUGCAUUAAGACCAUAGGGGCACCUAGAGUGAUACAGCCUUUUUUUUACCAUGUUAUAUAUAGCAAAAUACUGUGUACGUUACCUCUGGGACUGUAACUGAAGUCCCAUUCAUAGUCCUACAUUUACUGUAGAGUUUUUUUUUCACUGUUUCAUUUAAUACUGAUAAAAAAUCCUUACAGAAAGCGCGGCCCAAUUCAUAAACAAAUCCCAUAUGAGCAUUUUUUGAAGACGUGCUGCAGGAAGAGUACGCUGUACAGAAACAAGUUGCAUUAGCCUGCCCAUCCCCAGGAGUGAUGCCGGUGAGGAAGGCAGAGCUGGAUGCAGGGAUUGACCCAGCAGGGAUGCUGCAUCCUCAUUACCAUGCUCUGCUCUUGAGAGUCUGGUGCCUCAGUCCUCAUCCAUGCACCCUCUGGUUUCUCUGUGGAGGGUUUUCAUCCCAAUAUAUUAAUUUUGAGUGGCUGGUCUUCUCAGCUGGGCCUUUGGAUGAAGUUGUCAUUUUCUCAUAUCAGAAAGGCCGUGAAACUGCUUAAGGACAUUCAGCCUUUUAUUUAUUAUGUAUUUCUAUGGGGGGGCUGUUAGGGAAAAACAUUACACAUCUGUGCCACCACUGCAGAUACUCCUCUGAGGUGAACAAAGGGUACUUUCGUUAUGCCUCUGUUAAGGAAUUCUAGUUGCUUCUACAUAUUUCACAAUCAUUUUUCCAUCUUAAAAAAGCAUGAAAUGAUGUGCUGUGUUCAAAGAUGAGGAAUCGUUGAACCUCUAGAGAGACUUGUAAAUCAUUUGAGCCCCACUUGACUUUCAAGACAGUGUUUUUGGUGAUGCUGCCUGUGCUUGUUGUUGGCCACACCAUUGGUCCCCUGUUGCUCAGUGAGAGGCAAUCCAGGCCAAACAAGACUUCGUGUCCAAGAUCCCUGGGGAAAACCAGGCAUUUUGUUUAAAAAGCAGUGUACAAACACAUAAAAUAUACACAGAAUCUCACGCUGCACGGUUUGUUGCUGGGGGCUGUUGUGGAGCAACCGGCUUACCUGCUGGAUGAGGCAGAUGCAUGAGAGUCAUUUUUUCUCCUGCCUUCCCCAGAAAUCCCUCACAGUUGUGAUACCUGUGUGCUUUGGGUUUCCCUCAGUCCAUUUAAAUUAAAGCCUCCUUGGCUGGAAUUUCAUCCAUAUGCUCUGCCUGCCAUCUAUAAAACUCCAAAACCAAUCAAGGGUUUGUAUAUUUCUUUAUGAAUCGGGCCUGCAAUUCAGUUCAGCUGAAUUUGCUAUUUGGGGAGGUGACGUUUAUCUCAAAUCAUAGUUUAGUUUUACCUCCCAACACUAAGGCAAGGCUGGGGUAGGCGGUGGAUUUGUUUCAACUGAGCUUGAUGGAAGAGAUGCCAAUGACUUCGCUGCCUGAGCGAGGAGAGGAGCUGGAUAGGUGAAAAUUCAGGGCACUGAUGGCAGUGGAAACUCUGCCACCCUUGGAGUCGCUGUGGGACCGAACCCUGAUUCGUCACUGCGUGCGAGUCUGCAUUGCAGCUUGUGAGCAUUAAAAGGUCAUUGAAAUGCUGAUCAACAGUCUGUGAUACUAAUGUCAAUAUACCUUAGGCAACCGUGAAUACUGCAGUUAAAGACAAACGUGUUUAUAUAUUGUAAUUCUUAACUUUUUAGGGCUUCAGGACCUUGUUAAAUUUGCUUUAAAUGUGAUGCUUUAGUAAGCAGUCAGGAAGAUGACUGUCAGUGCUCACCUGUACACCUGUACCUUACCCACAUGCAGAGGCCCUUCUGCUCUCACAGGUGAGUUAGGAUGAUUUUGCUAAAGCAAAAAGACUUUUCCAUUAGCAAAAGCAGAGAUCCUAAUACUGAUUAUACAAUUAUAUCCAUUCUCCAGUUCUUUCAUGGGGGUUUUGUGUUUCGUUUGGUUUUUUUACACUUUCUGAAGCAUAUUACUCAGUAGUCUGUGAAAUGAGUAGCUGAAGAGUACAAAGAAAUGUUAACACUGAAAGAAGUCAUCAAAAGGGGAAGACGGUAACAACUAAAAUAUGUAUAAGACCUCUCCUAGGUGUACUUUUUUUAAAGAAACAAGCAUGCCUGAGAAUGAUUUAUGUUUCAUUCUCAGUCAUGUGCUGUCAAACAGCUGUAUUUUGAAAGGGGCUUUUUUUUUCUCCUCUGAUCAGAAAUAUAUAUUUGCACAAGCAAAAAGGUUUAAGGCAUAAACCUAAAAAUGUCAUCUGCAAUAUACAGGUUAGCAAAAUUAUGUCUAAAUUUAAAAAAAAAGUUUAAAGAAAGAUUCCCAUGGAACUUGUGAAGAUGUCAGGCUAGUUCACAUAAUACCUAGUCUGCAAAUACAGAUGCUCUUAAAGGAAAUUAGCUUUUGUUGUCCUAAGAUGUGCACACACACACACAAAUAUAUAUAUAUACACAUGCUCACAUACACAUGUUUACAACAAAAGCCAGUUUUCUUUAUAUUUAUUGUUAUGGCUUUAAGUUGCACAUUGCAAAAGAGAGUGAGACAAAGACCAAAGAUUUACAGAAAUCCAUCCUUUCUCUGGUUGCUCUCACACCUGAAAUGCGUUAAUUUAAUGGUGCUUUUUCAGACUGGGCUGGAAAAUGCAGGUUUAUCGCCAAGAUGCAUUUGAGAGAGUGAAGUGGCAGGAAAACUCUAACUUCUUUAAUGAGGAAAAAAAGGAAAUAAUGUGAAAAAUCUCUUAAUGUGUGCAGAGGGCAAGGUUACCUGAAAUUUGAAAUGUGAAGAAAUAACCAAGAAUGCUAAAAGACAUCAUCCUGGGCUGAAAGUAUAAAUAAAUUGAUAAAAAGCACUGACUGUCCACUUACCUGCAGUUGAGCAUUAGCAGAUCAGGAACUCCAGUAGCUGCUUGGUGAAGAAGAGUAACUGUGCCAUAAUGAUUUCAUUUUAAAAGUGCAUAGAGUAAAACCACAAAAAGUUAGAGGCUGUGUUCUUUUUCUUCUUUUUUUUUUUUUUAUGGCUGACAUUUUAGAUUUUGAAAUGUCAUCAUCCAGAAUUCACCCCAGCAAACGCAGGGCACGUUCCUGUGAAGCUUUGCCAAGCACUGGAUUGGUGCUUUUCAAAUGUGAAAAUACCAGCCUGUUUAUUGCCAUUGCUGUUGAAGAACACAGCUCAGCAACAUUUUUGCUUUCCCCAUUUUAACCUUUUUCCUCAGUUCUGAAAUUGCUAUGUGAUAUUCGGUGUCCUGCCACACACAGGGACGUGCACAGGUGGCCAGAAGCCCUGAACCCCCAUUGUGUCCCUUCUCAAUCUCACAUACCCCUAAAAAAACCAAAACCUACAUGUAGCAAUGGCACUAAGGUGAAAUCUGGGACUUUUAGGUAAAUUCUGCACUGCAAUUGCAGUGUUUUCACAGCUGAUGUAGCUGAGUUUACAGCUGUGAGUGGAGCAGGGUUAAACACUGACGUGGCACUGAUAAGAUAAUUCAAGCAAGAGUGGAGUGAAUUAAACAAGGCAGGUAGGAGGGAGAGGGAAGAAAUGGUGAGAGACAUCACCCUAAUCACAGUAAUGCAGGAAACUUCUCUGUUUACACUAUUAUUCUUUAGAUUAAUAACAUCCAUUUUACUAAAUAUGGUAGCAAUUAUGCUUGAUCUUGCCAGGUGCGCACUGGAAUUACUGUCACUGAAACCACUUACAGCUUGGGCUGUUCAAGAUUGCUAGGGUGUUGUUUCCAUCCACAAUAACCACAGUGGUUUGGGGCUUGGAUGGAAAUUACAGUGAAUAGCUUGUAUUUAGAAAGCUUUUAAGUCUGCUGUGGUUGAGAAGCCCAUGCUUAUGCACAGACAGCCCGGAGGCAUUAUCAUUUCAGACUCUCUUGUCCUGCCAUUUGAAUUGUAUUGUGCCCUUGUGAAAAGCAGCGCACUUUAUAUAGGAAAAGUUGAAUAUUUAAAGCUGCAGGAUUUUUAUCUGAAGUGAAGAAGAAAAUAUAAUCAUAGUGCUCCACUGAGAUUUCCCAUCCAAGUCACUUUAAACUAGAGGUGUAAGUCCCUUAAAAAUUAAUUUGCUACAAGUGUAAUUCCUGCGGGAAAGUUAGCACUGGUGUCACUCCCAGGAAAUGUCUCACGUUUACUGCAGCUCAAGGCUGGGAUUUUCUGCCACUAGUCGGUACAGACGGGCUGCCUGUUCGGAGGAAGCCAGAUUUCCUUUGAGGCAAUUCAUCUCUGUGGAUUGAGUUUUUGUUAGUUUUUAACCGGUAUUUAAAAAUAGGAAGGAUUUGUCCACUGUGAAGUGAUAUGUAAUUGUAUGUUUGUCUCACAUUUAGUUGGUUUAUUAUUUCUGCCAGCAAGAGAAGAUAUCUGAAGGAGAAAUUCGUGUGAAAGUGUUACAUUUACAUUGUGCCCUGCUACCAAAUGCUUUAGAUAAAAACAUGCAGCCUUAGUUAAACAGUCUUUUCUUCUAAGAUUAAAAAGGACUCUUUGGAGCCUUUCAUCAAGUUCUACCCAAAUGGAAAGUCUUACCAUUUCUAAAAUAUUUGCUGUUGUAGGAAUAGUCUCAUUGCAAAGCAGAGGUCAUGUGCGUCUUUGCAUGUAACAGGAAUUUUAAAUUGCAUUGUACUUUCACAUUUUUGCCCCAUUCAAAAAGCUUAACCACUGAUAGGAGAUAAAGCAUUCCGAAGCCAGCUACUGCUAAAUGCAUUAUCACUUUCUAAAGCAAUGCAGUUUCUUUGGUCUGUUAAAAAUUUCCACAUAACGGAGUACUUGAAACAUCUUGAGGCAGGCUGACGCUGGAGAGCAGAAGAAUAAUUAUUUGUGGGUGGUUCUAUUUUUAUCAAAGGCUGGAUUGUAGAUGAAAAAAUACUGCUGUUAGAGUUUCUCCCACACUUACUUAGCUGCAAACACCACCACCACCCAACACUACAGCUAGAUUUCUCUGGGGCAGCUGCCUUACAGCAGGGAGUUAGCUCCUUUGCUAAGUCAGAGCCUGAUAAUUUUGUCUUCGUUUGGGUCCUCCUCUGGCCUUGUGCACUCAAUAUCAGUUUUUACUGAUGUAACAGAUAAUGAAACACUUCAGCAGUAUUAAUUAUCUUACAGAUAAUAUAUAUCUGCAUUCUGAGUGGUAUCAAUAGUGCUGGU